AUGUUCCGCGUGGUCCUGUUCGGGUCGCGCAAUGAUGCAUCGCGCAGUGCCGCCGCCUUUGACCCUGCCCGAGACAUCCCGUCUCUGGCAGGCAAGGUAAUCAUGAUCACGGGAGCUGCGGGCUUCCUCGGUCGGCAGACGGCUAUUGAAUUGGCUCGCUACGGCCGGCCUGCGCGCAUCUACAUCGCAGACCUGCCCCGUGACGCAGAGGCCAAGAUAGCUUUGGCCAAGCAGAUCACCACACCUACCGAGAUUCGAUUUGUCGACUUGGAUCUUGCGUCUUUAGAUGCCGUCCGAGAUUGCGCCGCGAACUUUAUCGCCCAAGAAGAGCGGCUAGACAUCCUCUUCUUGAACGCAGGCAUUAUACGCGUCUCAGCUGCAACAACGAAGGAAGGUUACGAGGCUCACUUCGGCAUCAAUUAUCUCGGCCACGCGCUUCUAUCUAAGUUGUUGUUACCAAUACUGCGGCAUACUGCGGAGGAACCCGGCGCCGACGUACGUGUGGUCGUUGUCUCAAGCGAGGGCCAUUUGAUGGCACCGACAAAUGGCAUUGACUUCGAUUCAGUGAGGAGUGACUGCGCAGGCAUGCAUUAUGCAAAACGCUACGGGCAGAGCAAAGUAGCCCUCAUCGGCCUGACAAAAGAGCUCUCUCAUGAUUAUCCUCAAUUCAAAGUAGUUGCGGUACAUCCUGGGAGAAUCUUGACGGGUAUGGCAGAGUCGCUGCGAAAAGAGAGUCUCCUGACUCGUCUAACUUUGCCUAUUGCACCAUUAUUCUGUGUUCCGGUAACAGUGGGGAUCAGGAACCACUUAUGGGCCGCAACGAGCUCAGAUGUUCUCACCGGCAUGUACUAUGAGCCCGUGGGUGUACCCGGAAAACAGUCAGCUGCAGCAAAGGAUGAGAACUUUUCCAAGAGGCUCCGGACGUGGACGGACGAUGCCUUGAGUGCAAUCACGCCGCUUGAGUAGCCAUCUAAUACAUUGAUGGGGGUACAUGAUUGACGCUUCCAUCUGCUGCGUGCCCCUGUAGCAUCCGAGAAGCUUUUGUAUCAUCUUAGGUGGCUCUGCCUAAUUUUAAUAGUGGUAAACAUAGCAGGAAGAUCAUCCUAGCGGCGAAAGAUGUACAUUAUGAGGUAGAAUGCAGGUCUAUAUAUGAGCAGCAGAAGACCAUCCAUUUGAUUUUAGCCAGUAGUUGGUGCAGUAAGCAUACAAUCAACCGUGUC
Truncatella angustata is the source of this 1220-nucleotide messenger RNA. RefSeq lists its product as uncharacterized. Gene Ontology annotation, molecular function: oxidoreductase activity. The record is from RefSeq and is a predicted model, not a curated record. The transcript is spliced from 3 exons. The coding region runs from base 1 to 966 and encodes 321 amino acids. Lineage: Eukaryota; Fungi; Ascomycota; Sordariomycetes; Amphisphaeriales; Sporocadaceae.